UCGUCGUGACGACACUGACGGCACUUGAGAUCCACCUUAAGUUCCGUUCGCUAGUGCUCACUAGUAAGACAAUUCGCCUACUAGUGCGACUGUAAGAUGUUAUUUGAAGGAUGCGGAAUCAACGUUUCAACGGCUUUCCGUACGCUACUAGUAUGCAAUGCCACGAUACAAGUGCACAACAACACAGGACUUGACAUUGCUGCACUUGGCAUACAAGUUGGAGAAGCCUGCAGGGGUCGCCGUCGUGGUGUUCUAACUCACUGCCCAUGAGACAUUGUGAUUUCCUAGGAAUGUUGUAGAAGUGAUCAAAUGCUUUAUGGCAUAUUGAUAUUGAUCAAUUUCCUAAUUAUUGUGAGAAAUCUGUAACAUGAUCAGUGUCUUCACAUAAAUGAUCAUCAUGAAUGAUUAAAUAUUAAGAUAUUGGAGAAUAAGAACAACAUAUUAGUCAAGGUCAUUUGACCUACGGACACACUUUUGUUUUUUAUAUGCGAUGAAAUCCUAAAAUAAAAGAGCGGCAAGUUGCGUAAGGUCAAAUCUGAAAGCGAGAGAGAGACGCCAGCGUUCGCGUCAUGUCCGCCGUCCUGCGGAAGAAAAACUCAAACCACUCAAAGCGUCCAAAAUAAAGCCACGAACGUUGAAAUCGAACAUGUAAAUACACUUACAAAAAUGAGCUUGAUGUGUUGUUUUCUAUUCUUCUACAUUUGAAUAAAUUCCAAAAAUAUUUGUCUUUGUUCAUCUGUUUCCUCUCAGCUUUCAGUACAGGUGCUUGAAAACGAUGAACAAAUAUAUUGUGAUCGUUUUUUGGGGCCUCACCACGAUGGCGCGUCGGCAUUCCACGAUUGGCGUUCGGUGAAGACGGGUUGGCGUUACGUGAAGGAGCGUGCCGGCAUAUUAGCGUCACGUGAGGGCCUGUUGAUGUGACGUAAUUGACGUUCAAUAAUUGGCGUUAUCCGAUUGGCAUCGUGUGAUUGGAGAGCGUGCGCGCGAACGGCGGAGAGAUUGCGUCGGCAGGGACGCGUGAGGGGGCGGGGCUUUUGUCAGAGGUGAGGGACGGCCGAGAGAGAGAGAGAGAGAGAGAGGAGGGCGGGGGGCGAGCGGGAUGCGGAUCGCCACCGCCGCGCCGACGAGGAGGAACUCCGGCACGUCCUCGGUCGUGGGAAUCGCACAGCGGGCGGCCGGAACGAAACAAAAUGGAGCGAGCGGACGACGAAGAGGGAGGAAGACUCGGGAUGCCGCAGGCGCGCUUGCCCGGUAACCACGCAACAAGCUAACUACUGGAGCUUCAAGCCUCGACCGGCCUCGCCCCAUCGUACCCGACGUUCUCUCGGGUCAGCUGAGCGACAGAGAACUUGGAGGCGAACCGGCUUUUGCCGCUGCGGCUCCAAAACCGGAAUGCUUUGCCACGCCACGUCAGACCAGCCUCAUCUUUGUCUCAUUUUAAAGCCUUGCUUAGAACAUUUCGGGCUUUUAACACCAGCUAGCGGGUCUCAUGUGAUGUAUAUGUGUUGUGUGGGCAGCGCAUUUUACUUUGUCGAUUUGACCUACUUCUGUUUUAUUUUAUUGUUUUUAUCCUUCUUUUGUAUUUGUUGCUGUGUUUUUAUUUAUUAUGCAUUGUACAGCACUUUGUUUAAAUUCUAAAUAAAGUGGAUUGGAUUGGAUUGGAUUGAAAUAACAAACUAAUAGCAAAACAUGAUGAAAAGUCAAUACAUCGUAAAGAAGGUGUAUUAUGUGUUGAAAAGUUCCACUAUACGUUUGGAGUCUACCCUUGUCAAAGUCUCAGCGAAACUAAUGGAUUGCACCACAAGGGGGCGCUCGGAGGGCGUACUUGCAAAAGUAGCUCAUGUUUGAGAAUGACACAUGACCAGAGAGAGCCAAUCACAAGCGUGGGCUUUAGAAGGAGGGCGUCAUACGGAGAAAAAAACUAACUUUUGUGGCACUUUUGCAAACGUCACCAACUGUAAUUUAAUGACAGUUUACAAUUGUGUAACUUCAGUCAUUAAAUUAUGCAACACUGUUCAUAAUGCUAUUUUUUGAUUGUAUGACUUAUAAUUACUUAAAUCGUAAUUAUCGAGCCAAUUAUUUAAUACAGUAAAAAUAAGUGUUAUAGUCUGUUUUACGGGAGGCACGGUGGGCGACCGGAUAGCGCAUCUGCCUCACAGUUCUGAGGUUGCGGGUUCAAAUCCGGCCCCGCCUGUGUGAAGUUUGCACGUUCUCGUCUCUAACUUUCUCGUAGGUGUGAAUGUGAGUUCCAAUGGUUGUUCAUUGAGAUGUGCCCAAAAGAUCGCUGGGAUAAGCGCCAGCAGGCCCGUGACCCGUGACCCGUGACCCGUCAGGAGGAUAAGCGCGACGGAAAAUGGAUGCUUAGUUUGUUUUACUCGUAGUUUUAUACAUUGUUUUUCUUCUUGCUUUGAAUUACACUGCAUGUCCUCCAGUAGAGCUCAGUGCUGCCCGGCAAAAUGUUGUGGCAAAAUGUGGUACUGCACUGAAGGCUGAAGGCACGGGAGUGGAUGUUGACUCCUCCCCCUCAGGCUCCCACAGACAUCGAUCCCGUUCCCUCCCAAUCCAAAGACACAAUUUGGCACAAUCCCGAUCCCUCGCUCCCCCCGCGACCUUUUAAUCGGCUCCCGCUCCUGCCCGAUCGCCUGAUUAAUCGUGCGAGUCGCUCCCAUCCCGCGGGACCCGCUCGGAAAAAUCAAAAAAUGCACGCACGCGCGCGCGCGCACACACAAGACGAACGUGCGCUCCCUCAGAUGGCGUCGCAAAUGAGUAAAGGAUGUUGCGUGGUUUUGCUGAUGACCGCGCCCAGCGCCUUCACGUGAGGGCCAAGAAUUGUGUGUGAACGUAACCAUGGCAACAAGACCGAGCGCGUGGCUUUCGGCCGCCCCCCGACUGCAGCCGGCAAGAACUUUAGCGGCUUUCCAGGAUUUAUCGACUCUUCGUGCCGCUCGCCAGCUGAUAUGGGGCAGCUGGGAAAAUCGCCGCGCGACGGGCACCAAGAAGAAGACGCGCGCGCGUGUGUUUGGAACCAUUCACCGGUUCCCUCCUCGCUCAUCGCUAUUCAUCGUCACUUUAAGGCCGAAACCUCGGAAAUGUCCUCCAUUUUCUCAAAUGGACGCUAUUGAUCAGUUCCCACAUGGGGCUGUUAUUUUGCAAAAUUACGUGUUGAAAAUGUUUGACGAUGCAUCGUUAAAGGCUCAACAAUUGUUUUGGGGUUUUCCUGAAAAGCGAUUCUGACCGACGCCGGCCAUAUAUUAUACGGCUUUUAAUGAAAUGAGUGGAUUGACUGAAAAGUCCGAAAGGCGGAUUCUUGUGGGAACUGAACUAACGUGAAGCCGCGGCAGACAGAGACGUCAACUUGACCAGUUGCAAAUGGAUCCAAAUCCAAUAUCUGCGGCCCCCUCUUCGCAUCGAAUCGGCGCGGGCGUCCCCAAAUUGUUUGCGCUCUGUCUCGGUGCUCUCAAAAAAGACGACCGACUGUCGACUUUCUGCUUGUUUGGCCUUUCAAAAAUCCCGAUACGGUGGACACCCGCUGUUUUUUUUUUUUUGAACCCCAAGCCAAACCAAAUGGGGGGGAUACCGCCAAUAAAAAAAGUGAAAAUAAAUUGGGGGGAAGAAAUCUGCCAAUACGCGAGUCGGUCGGCGCUGAAUGGCGACUACGCGGGCGUCCGCUCCGUAGUGAUGAGUCGCAAGUAUUGGAUUCAUCGUUUCAGCCCUGAAGUCGACCAUCGACAAAUUGCUGCUUGGUGAAUCGGCAGAUGAAAUGAUGAACGCUUGUCCGGAAUCAUUCGCUUCCCUCCGAAGCUCGUCGGCGCUAUCUUGGUCCACGAUACGAAAAUCUCGCUCGAGCGGUUUGGGGAAGGAGCGAAUGAUUUUCGCCCGAGUAACGCGACGUGAUUUCGAUGUUGUCGUUGUGGCGGCGGCAGAGUCGGACGCCGCGCCCCAGCCCGACGCGGAACGGCCGAGUUUCCUUCUCGCCUCGCGAGCGUCCGGGCGUCAUGGCGGACCGCGACGUCCCCGGCGGCUUCAGCCGCGCCGACCGACUGCGCCAGAGUCUCCCGCUCGCCCGCUCCUCCGCCAACCCGGCCAAGCUGCACACGCCAGGCGUGCUCUUCCUGCAGCUGGGCGAGGAGACUCGCCGCGUGCACCUGACUCACGAGCUGGGCAGCCUGGACACCUUGCGGGCGCUCAUCGUGCACAUGUUCCCGCAGAGGCUCACCAUGGCGACCCUCAGGUCUCCCAGCACGGCGCUGCUGAUCAAAGACGAGAGCCGCAACGUCUUCUACGAGCUGGAGGACCCGCGGGACGUUCGCGACCGCUGCGUGGUGAAAAUCUACUGCAAGGAGCCCGCCGUCUACGGGACGCACCCGGGACACCGCGACUCGCGCCUGCUGGCCAACGGCGACCUCAGGCGCGAGAUGGUGUACGCCCCCCAGGACUCACCCCCCGGCCAGCGCCUGGGCGCGCCGGCCACGCCCUCGCCGCAUUCGUCCUCGCCGCCUCAAGGCUCGCCGUCGAGGACGCGCUUCCUCUUCGGCGGGGGCGGCGUCCGUCCCUCCUCGUACGCCGGGGCGGCGGGGCGGCGGCGCGCCGCGUCGCCGGCCUUCGCCGCCUCCUCCGGCGCCAUCUUGGAACGGCGCGACGUGAAGCCGGACGAGGAGGCGGGCGGCGCCCGUGGCGUGAUGCUGCUGCGGGCCGACGAGCGCGGGGGGGGUGGCGUCUACGCCGACCCCUACUCUCUGAGCCUGGACGCCCGCGUGGGGCUCGCCGGGGCGCCGCGCUCGCCGCUCCCCGGCCGCGCCGACCCGUACGGCUCGUUGUACCGGCGGGGACCGGGCGGGGCGGCGGUGUGUUCCCUGAUGGAGGGCGGCGGCCUCUACCGAGCGGGCGGCACCCUUUACGACGACACCUACGCGGCGUCCGUGUUGGCCGUGGGUCUGCGCGUGCCGGCGCUUUCCUCGCCACAGAAUAUUCCUGACGCGCGCGACGCCUACGCCGGCACCCUGCCGUCCCGCGGCUCACCCGCCAGGGGGGAGCGACGGCGCGACUCGCUCGUGUCGUCCGCGGGCGGCGACAGCCCGAGAAGUCGCGGGCUGACCUCGGAGCAGCUGUGCCUGAUGGCGGCAGUGGCAGGAGGGGACGUCGACGGGGUCAGAGGAGACGAGACAGAAACCAGGGAGCGCAUGGAGGUGAUGGAGAAGCAGAUCGCCAGCCUGACCGGCCUCCUGCAGCGAGUUCUCAGCAGAGCGCCCGAAGACCACAGCCCGGACAAAACGGAGUCAGCCAGCGAUGGCUCGGGGACCGACCCUGGACGUGCUAAAAAAAAAAGAGCCGCGUCGCCGUCGGGCCCCCUGGCGCUGAUGCCGCCGCCGCCGCCGCCGCCCUCUGACGUCGGCCAGCCGCCGAACGUGUCCCGCGCGCAGAUGCAGCGCCACCUGCUGGGCCUGCAGCAGAGCACCAAUGUGCUGCGUACGCAACUGUCGCAGCUGCGCAACAUGCAGCUGUCCAAUCAGGAUUGCGCGGUGGCGCUGCUGAGGCAGACGGAGGCGGAGCUGAGCGUGCUGAUGCUGGACGCUGCGCGCACUCAUGAGGAUCCUCUGCAGAGACAGCGCCUCCUGGUGGAGGAGGAGCGCCGCAAGUAUCUCACCCAGGAGGAGACGCUGGCGCACCAGCUGCAUCUUCUGUCCUCCUUCCUUACUCCUUGCUCCUUCUUGCCUUAUUUUCCUGCAUCCUUCCUUAUUUCUCAUUUCCUUCCUUCCUUCUCUCAUUCUCUCCUGCCGUUGACCUUUGACCUCCCCGCCAGAGACCUGGAGCGCUGGGUAGAGAAUCUGCAGGAGUCGCCGAACGUGCGGCCGAGAUCGCCGGUGAGCCAGCUGGACCUGCGGCAGAAGACGCAAGAACUCAAAACGCUGGCGGACACGCUGGACUGCCUCAAGAGCCAGUUCCCGGGCCUGCAGAGCAAGAUGCGCGUGGUGUUGCGCGUGGAGGUGGAGGCGGUCAAGUUCCUGAAGGAGGAGCCUCACCGUCUGGACGCGCUGCUGCAACGCUGCAACAGCAUCCGAGACUCGCUCGGCUCGCUUCGCAGACAGGCCAGCGAGAAGGAGCAGGACGACGCGCCCAGCCGAUCGCAGACGAGCUUUCCCCUCAGCCUGACGGGCAACUGGAUGCCAGGCUGUGCCGGCGAGCAAGACAAGACGCCUUCCGUGAGCUUCAGAAGUCGCGUCGGGUCUGAGAAGAGCCUCAACGCGCAGGCGCACGUGUCCGCGGACGUCACACUGGCGGCGGAGCGCGACUGGGAGGAGAAGCGCGCCAGCUUGACGCAGUUCAGCGCGCAGGACAUCAACCGCCUGCUGGAGGCGACGCAGGCCGAGCUCCUGAAGGCGCUCCCGGACCUGGACUUCGCCGCCAAGACCGCCACCAAACCCGCCGUGCCCCCCAAACCCCUCGUGGGCGUCGCAGGCGAGCCGACGGCGGGCAAAGUGCAGCUGGCGGCGCAGAAGCUCAACAGCGUGGAGGGGGCGGCGCCCCCGCGAGGAUCAGCGGACAUGGCCGUGGCCAGGUGCCGUGCGGAGAAGGCGUCCAAGUCUCCGCCGCCGCCGCCGCCGCCUCGCCGGACCUUCCCGUCGGCGCACGCCGCCAACCGCGCCGCCGGCGUCAACAACAAGAGCACCGAAAUGGAGGACGGCGAAGCGCCGGUCAAGCUGAGGAGGACGCCGUACGAAGUGCCCCGCCCCGCCUCCACGCCGCCUACGGCGGCGCCGUCGGGCCUUCGGGACGACUACGACGGCGGCGGCGGCAUCGAGAAGGAGACGGUCGGCGGUUCGCCGGCGUCCGUCAGAGGUCCGACGGUGGCGGCGCGCCUCAAACAUCUGGAACAAGGAGGACGCAAAUCCAAAGAGGAAGUCAAAGCGUUCCCGGGGAGCCAGCAGCAGGUCUUCCACUUCUAGAACGCGCAGUGGCGUGCGACGGGGGCGGUGGCCAGGGUGGCCGUCUGCCCUUGGCCGCAGCUUUUUCUUGGUUUUUUUCUGGAUGCAAGAUGGCUUCUUUUCCUUGUGUGUCCUUGUUUGGAAUUAGCUUCAUGCUAACGUGCAAUAAUCCCUCCUCGCCUUUCUUCUUCUUCUCCAUCUUUUUCUUCUUGACAAGACUCAGCCAACUAGCACUCAUGCUAGCAGCGCUAACGUUAAAAAUAAAGAACCACAAAAUAAGCACGCCCUCGCGAGAGGCGCCGAGCCCCGCUCGUCUCAUCUGCGUGCGCUAAGCGCGAAGGACGCCUUCGGUUCGGAUCAGCCGGGACGACGUCUGCGGUAUUUCACAUCAUUUGCACGACGGUUCGUCUGUAGUCACGGCCUCAUCGUCAUAUCGUUCCACCAAUAACGGUAAAGACACGAGGAACAAAUGUUUUCUAAUUUCGCAAAUGUAGUUUGAACGGCUCCCGUGCUCAAAAAGCGAUCGACGAUUGAAGCAUUUCGGCCGGAAUCGAGAGAGACGUUUCGUGUCGGGCCAACGCAAAUGUCAUCUCGACAACGAGAUUGUCGGAAAUACAGAAACAACUUAGUAGAAAAGGAGCCAGUUGCACAAUCAGCAUGCGUCGCCCUUCAAAUUGGGCAGAAAUCAUCCCGACCACUCGCGAAAACAACUUGACUGCCGAGACGCAGGCAAAUGCGUCCGUCCGUGUGUGGGAAACGCCAACGUGUGUGCUACUGCAAAAUGGCUGCCCGAUCCCGCCGGUGGAUGCCAGCGACAUCGGGAGGCCGCCGCCGCCGCCGCUUUUGUCAAAACGGAAACUAGGAUGCAUUUGUGUUCGUCUUAUCCCCCAAAUGUCCUUUAGAUCUUCCCAAAUGACAUUUUGCCAUUCAAAGUUUGAAAUGUCUUCAGCCCGCUCGCUCAAAUCGAAGGAAGCUGAGCCCGCGUCGUCAGCCGACCUUUAACCUCCUCUUCAUCCGUCUUCCGUCGGCGGUCACUUCGAAUGACAAACCGUUGGAUGUUGUUGUACAAAAAAGGCAAAGGCCAUCUAUGUUUUCUACUUGUUUUCUAUUUUUCUACGCACGUCACACAUGGAUUGUGUAAAUUAUCAUUUUGAUGAUUUAGAGAUGUUGAAUUUUUCCCGCCGCCCGUUUUCGGCCGCAUCCGCACGUUGAUCGUCUUAUAGCUUCCGUGGAGUUGAUGUUCUCAAUCGUCAGAAUUAGAAUCCUUGUCAGAAGAGUAAGAUGAAAGUGGCAUGAAAAGUGUGGACAUGUGCACGCCGACUACUUGGAGCGACGAUAACAACGAUCAUCGUGUUCAUUAUGCCAUCGCUCUGUCGUCAAAACUUGAGUGUAUCGUGCUAUCUGAUGUGCAGCUCGAUCCAAUUUUCUAAAUCCUUCCGAGUGGGAAUAAAAGGAAAAGCGGAGUGUGAA
Molecule: messenger RNA, 8393 nt
Organism: Phyllopteryx taeniolatus (common seadragon)
Lineage: Eukaryota; Metazoa; Chordata; Actinopteri; Syngnathiformes; Syngnathidae
Product: SRC kinase signaling inhibitor 1-like
Exons: 18
Coding region: 3900-6944 (1014 amino acids)
Biological process (GO): regulation of dendritic spine morphogenesis
Cellular component (GO): postsynaptic density; actin cytoskeleton; cytoplasm
Source: RefSeq, a predicted model, not a curated record